Carica papaya (papaya) is the source of this 3114-nucleotide messenger RNA. RefSeq names its product auxin F-box protein 5 (gene AFB5). The record is from RefSeq and is a predicted model, not a curated record. Lineage: Eukaryota; Viridiplantae; Streptophyta; Magnoliopsida; Brassicales; Caricaceae. Gene Ontology annotation, cellular component: SCF ubiquitin ligase complex. Gene Ontology annotation, molecular function: protein binding. Gene Ontology annotation, biological process: SCF-dependent proteasomal ubiquitin-dependent protein catabolic process.
UAAAAAGACAAAAAGCUUGUAGAAAGAAAAACCCCAAAUAAUGGAGGAGAAGUGUGGAGAGCUGAGCCAUUGGAUAGUGCAUAUACACAAACACAGAUGAAAGAGAGAGAAAGAGAGGCAAGUGUGGAGAAUCCCAAUGCUCAGACCCUCCCAGACAGCCCACCGCUCUCUGUAAACUCAUCUUCCUUGUGACCCGAUUAAACUAAUCUCAAAUUUUCACCUUCCUCCUCUGUAUCGUCUCUCUCUUCUCGUUCCUCCAUUUAUUUCUUUCUUUCUCUUAUCUCUUUCUUGUUUCGAGCAAUAAAAGCACCAAAAGCUAUAUGAUCUGAAUCGAAAUCCAUUAUGAUUGGGUGAAGGGGAAAGCAGAGAAGAUUUCCAGAUCAGAGCCCGAGAGUGGGAACUCGGAAGCCCUCUGAUGGGACGGGAUCCCAACGAAAUGUCAGAAGACGACGAGCGAUCCCCGCCUUUGGAUCUCCGCUUUGCGGCGAUAUCCGAAUCAGCGAUUGCGUCGUCUUCGAACAAAACCCGGAACUGCAACUCGUCCGGGUCGGACUCCCAGGCUCCCUUCCCGGACCAGGUGCUCGAGAACGUUUUGGAGAACGUACUUCACUUCCUGACUUCGCGCAGGGACCGCAACGUCGCCUCAUUAGUCUGCAAGUCGUGGUCACGUGUGGAGGCUAUGACCCGAUCUGAGCUCUUCAUCGGUAACUGCUACGCAGUCUCACCAGGUCGGGCUACGGAGCGUUUCAGGAGGGUCCGGUCUCUCGUACUUAAAGGCAAGCCCAGGUUCGCCGAUUUCAAUCUGAUGCCGCCCAAUUGGGGGGCAUACUUUUCGCCUUGGGUGUCUGCGAUGGCGAAGGCUUAUCCUUGGCUUGAAAAGGUCUGCUUGAAGCGAAUGUCUGUGACCGAUGAUGAUCUAGCGCUCCUCGCAGAGUCGUUCUCAGGCUUUAAGGAGCUUUCGCUGAUUUGCUGCGAAGGGUUUGGAACCAGUGGGCUUGCUAUUGUUGCCAGCAAGUGCAGAAAACUUCGAGUGCUUGAUCUAAUUGAAUCUGAAGUUUCAGACGAUGAGGUAGAAUGGAUAUCUUUUUUCCCAGAGGGUGAAACAUGUCUCGAGUCAUUGAUUUUUGAUUGCGUUGAGUGCCCGUUGAACUUUGAAGUAUUAGAGAGGCUGGUGAUCAGGUCUCCUUUUCUGAAGAAACUGCGGUUGAAUCGCUUUCUCUCCAUUGGGCAACUAUAUCGGUUGAUAACUCGAGCCCCGCAGCUUACGCAUCUAGGGACUGGCUCAUUUAGCGCAUUAGAGUUUGUUGCUCAGGGUGAACAUGAACCAGAUUAUGCGUCUGCCUUUGCUGCUUGCAAAUCCUUAACUUGUCUCUCUGGAUUCAGGGAAAUUGUUCCAGAUUACUUACCAGCUAUCUAUCCAGUUUGUGCUAAUCUCACCUCUCUGAAUUUCAGCUAUGCUAAUAUUACUGCUGAACAGCUUAAACCUGUGAUAAGUAACUGCCACAAACUCCAGAUUUUCUGGGUUCUUGAUUCAAUAUGUGAUGAAGGUCUUCAGGCUGUAGCGGCAACAUGCAAGGAACUCCGUGAGCUUAGGGUUUUCCCUAUUGAUGCUCGGGAGGACAGCGAGGGCCCUGUUUCUGAAGUGGGCCUCCAAGCAAUUUCUGAGGGUUGUAGGAAACUGCAAUCUAUCUUGUACUUCUGCCAGAGAAUGACCAAUGCUGCAGUGAUAGCCAUGUCAAAGAACUGUCCAGAUCUUGUGGUGUUUAGGCUCUGCAUAAUGGGUCGCCACAGGCCUGAUCACAUAACUGGAGAACCCAUGGAUGAGGGAUUUGGAGCCAUUGUUAUGAAUUGCAAGAAACUCACUCGACUUGCUGUGUCCGGUUUACUAACUGAUCGAGCUUUCAGUUAUAUUGGGAAAUAUGGGAAACUGGUGCGGACUCUGUCGGUAGCUUUUGCUGGAGACAGUGAUAUGGGAUUGAAGUAUGUGCUUGAGGGUUGCCCCAGGCUGCAGAAGCUUGAGAUUAGAGACAGUCCAUUUGGGGAUGCUGCUCUGCGCUCUGGGUUGCAUCAUUAUUACAACAUGAGGUUCCUAUGGAUGUCCUCUUGUAGAUUAUCACGCCAAGGAUGCCAGGAGAUUGCUCAAGCAAUGCCUCACCUGGUGGUAGAAGUGAUUAGAUCUGAGGAUGAGGAGGAAAUAGAUGACUAUGUUGAGACACUGUACAUGUAUAGGUCUCUUGAAGGACCGAGAAAAGAUGCACCAAAAUUUGUCUCAAUCUUAUAGACCCUUGUGUGGUGCUGGAAGUUGUAUUGGCUAUUCCUACUGUGGCUACCUUGCAAAGCUACAAAGUAUUUAUUUUUGGGGAAGUUUUAGUAUUGCGGGGACAUUUUAUAUAUCCCGCAGGAGAGUCCCAGCAUCUUGUCAACCAUAGUUGUUUGGGUAAACAACUUAUGUUCCUAGCUGGGCUGUUGCAAUGGUAUUCAAAGUGAAAGCUCUAUAGAGGACCAUCCGUUGCUUUGGUUCUUUGAGAGGAAGGAUCUAAAUCAAAAGAUGGACAUCUCUGUAAGUUAUUUGAACCAUUGCAUUGUUGUAUCGGUAUGCAUCUAAGGUUUUUAUGUUUCUUUUCUUUUUCGGGAUUUCCUAUUCAUUUAUCAUAAACAAAGGCUGCGAAAGGAGAAAGGGAGGGAUUAUUGAUCUGCUGCAUCUGCAUCAGAAAUGCAUGUGUUUUCACUGGACCCAACCAACAAAUUACUCGUCCAUUACUGAAGUAAACAAAGAUGGCCUUGAAGAAUUUGCUGAUUUAGAUGGUGAAGUAGCGGAACUUUUCUUCCAUGUCACUCCCAGUAGAGAAUUGAAUUGAAACGAAAAGCAAGUAUUCAGUCGUAAACAAAGUUAGCACGUUAUUUUAAUUCAAGUUGUAGUUAGUUUAAGACCAUAGCCGGUGAGAACUAAAUCCCCAGACUGAUACAUCUCUCUCUCUCUCUCUCCCCCCCUUCCUUUCUCAACGUUUUAUUUUUCAGAUGUGUUGUUGUAGCACCUGACUGUUGAAUUUAUUGUUGUUUUUGUUGGCAAUGUGAGAUGAGUAAUAAAUGCCAAAUAUGCAUAUGCAUGGACCA